AUGACAACUAAUAGCAAUGUACAUCUCAGAGUCAUAAGCGGACAUGAACUGCCCAAAACAGACCUGUUCAGCCAUAUUGACCCUUACGUGGAGGACUUCUUUUUCGAGGCAGAGGUGGAUGAUGACGGGGUACUGUACGGCACGCUCGUACUGGAUCUGUACGACGGGGAGGAGGGGAAGAACGAGCACGUUGGAUCCAUACGACUGGAUCUGCAAACUCUGAGCCCGGAGACGCUUCUUGAAGUCCCCCUGGAGUUGCCGCUGGUCUUCAAGGGCGACAAGAGGGGACAGAAACUCGCGCGCAGCGCGCCGCGAGCCCGGCUGGCGCUGCAGGUGGUCGCGCUGGGCAAGGCCUUCUCCUCAUACGUUUCGGAGCUAGCGGACGCGGUUUCAGAGGCCGCCGCCAUCGUGGACGACCGCUCCGGAACCGUACUGGUUGCCGUACCGGGCACGGACGACACGCUCUGGGCAGGGCUGAGGUUCGGGCCGCGGUCAACACAGCUCCUGUUGCUGAGUACGGCGGACCCCAAGGCCAAGGCGGACAACCCGGCAGUGUGGUACGACAUGUCGUACUCGGGGUCGCCGAGCUUACGAGUGGAACGGCUGCAAUACCGCAAGCCCGUUAAGAUGUACGGUCUCAAAGUGUGGGCCGAAGUGCGUGCCACCAACGUUCCAGUGGACGCCAAACUGAGCAAGGUGCGCAUUUUGGAGCGGGAGCACCGCCUGGUGGACACCCUGGACCCGGCGGACGUGUUGGCGGGGCACGGCUACAUGAUCGGCAUGCCCUUCCUGGCCGCCGUCAAGGAGCUCUCAAAGAAACCCGCCAGGGUGCACGUGGACGCGGCGGCGCAGGCUCUUUGGAUUCGGAUGGAUUCAAACCAGCCGCAGCCCGCGCAGCUGCUACAGCUUGAUUACGGGGAGGACGUGGCGGCGGCGGCGGCGGCGGCGGCAGAAGCCCCCGCCGCCGCUGAAACGUCGCCUGGAGGCGGAAAGAAAAACGGGGGCGAAGGGGGGGGCGGCAAGGGAGGGAAGGGUGGAGGUGUGGUGGGGAGGCUUCCGGCCUUGCGGAUAUGCUCAACAAGUUCGGAGUUGAACAAAGGAUAUGAGUUGGCUUUUUUUGGUGGUGGCGGCCGAGCCGCUGCGGGCCCUAUGGUGACUGUUUCGGAGACCUUUCGUCGGCCCAAGCCGGUGCUUGGCGGGAUGUACGACAUCGUACAUUCGGUGGAGUUACGUGACGCGUUCGUUGGGUACGCGUUGGAGGAGGUCGGGCUGGGGUGUUACGAGCUAAUGAAACCAUGUCGUACAUGGCGGUUAGGGAAGUUGUUGACGGCGGCAGCACGGGGCGAGCUGGCCAACAUCGAGGAGGGGGGUUACGGCGGCGGCGGAAGAGCCAGCGGCGGCGUGGAAGGCGACGCCGACGGCGCCGUGGACCGCAUUGGUAGCGCCAGUACCUUGGUUCGAAGCUUCUUGUCUUGGCUGCCGUGCAUGGCGCCGCCACGGGCAGAUGCGUAUCGAGAGGAGGAGCUGACGUCGGCGGCGGCGGUGGGUGACUCAAAGAAGGCCCGAAGGGGCUCUAGUGCCAAACAGGAGGAGGUUGGGGAAGACGAUGGACGAGGCGCCCACGGCCGGAGAGAGAGCCGCAGCCGCAGAGGGAAAGAUCUCGGUGGUGCUGAUGCUGGCGGUGCUGGUGGCCGCCGAGCUCGAUCCACCGGUGGCGGCGCCGAAGGCGCCGUCGCAUCUCCUCUGGCGCCGACGCCGUCGUCCAAAAGCGUUCAAGGCUCCGGCGGGGGGCCCGGCAGGGCUUCCCGGUUGCAGGUCGCCGCCACCGCCAGCGUCGGGUCGUCCUCAGACCGCGUCGGGUCGUCCACCAGCCUCACCGCGUACAACAGUUCGAAACAGAAGUACGGCGGGAAGAGGUACGGCGGCAGCGGCGGUGGUGGAGGUGACAAGUUGUCGAGCAUGCUCAGCAGCAACAGGAGCGGCGAAAGGGGAACAAGAGCUGAAUUGGACGAGCUGGACGAUGACUGA
Molecule: messenger RNA, 2028 nt
Organism: Volvox carteri f. nagariensis
Lineage: Eukaryota; Viridiplantae; Chlorophyta; Chlorophyceae; Chlamydomonadales; Volvocaceae
Exons: 5
Coding region: 1-2028 (675 amino acids)
Source: RefSeq, a predicted model, not a curated record